This is a messenger RNA of Candoia aspera, 3021 nucleotides long. RefSeq names its product ubiquitin-conjugating enzyme E2 E2. The record is from RefSeq and is a predicted model, not a curated record. Gene Ontology annotation, molecular function: ISG15 transferase activity; ubiquitin conjugating enzyme activity. Bases 529 to 1134 code for a protein of 201 amino acids. Lineage: Eukaryota; Metazoa; Chordata; Lepidosauria; Squamata; Candoiidae. Gene Ontology annotation, cellular component: nucleus. Gene Ontology annotation, biological process: ISG15-protein conjugation; protein K48-linked ubiquitination. The transcript has 7 exons.
CGCGUGCUCAGGCGCGCCGCCGCCUCGUCCUUCCCUUCCCCCAGCUCCAGCCCAACUCUUGGCUUAAUUGGGCCAGUCGGGAACGCGCGUCCGCGCGGCGGGUUUACUUUUCUUCAGGCGGCGGCGAAAGCGGUAGCUGGAGAAGUCACCGUCGAGGGUGGGUGAAAGAGUGGCGGGCGCGUAUGUCUCCGUGACCGGCCGUGAAGAGGCACUCCUCACCCCCUGCUGGGCGCCCCCUCCCCUGGCUAAGGAUUGACACGCAGCGCACCGAAGCUGGAGGGCGAAAGACCCGCGCCUGCCCCUCCUCCCACAGACAUCAUCAAUUCCUCUGUACCCCAGUGCCAUCCCUUUAAUUGCCAGCUGGCUGCCAAUACUAUCCAAGACCAAAUGCCCUUUCAUCACCCUUCUGUACUCGCAAGAGAGAAAGGUGGAUUUGAUUCUCCCAGUGCUUUUAUGCACACUGAAGUGGAAAUUCUGACCCAUAUUAUAAUGGGCUAUUUGGGUAUCACUGAUGACUAACAAUAUAAGAUGUCCACUGAAGGGCAAAGAGUUGAUGAUAGUCCAAGUACCAGUGGAGGCAGCUCUGAUGGAGAUCAGCGAGAAAGUAUUCAACAAGAUCAAGAAAGAGAACAAAUUCAACCCAAGAAAAAGGAGGGCAAAAUCUCUAGCAAAACAGCAGCUAAACUUUCAACCAGUGCUAAAAGGAUUCAGAAGGAACUUGCAGAAAUUACAUUAGACCCUCCUCCAAACUGUAGUGCUGGACCCAAGGGAGACAACAUUUAUGAAUGGAGAUCAACUAUACUUGGGCCUCCAGGUUCUGUGUAUGAGGGAGGAGUUUUUUUCCUUGAUAUCACCUUCUCGCCAGACUAUCCAUUUAAACCACCUAAGGUCACAUUUCGGACAAGAAUUUAUCACUGUAAUAUUAACAGCCAAGGAGUGAUUUGCUUGGACAUUUUAAAAGACAACUGGAGCCCAGCAUUAACUAUAUCUAAAGUCCUUCUCUCCAUCUGUUCACUUCUUACAGACUGCAAUCCUGCUGAUCCCCUGGUUGGAAGUAUUGCUACUCAGUAUAUGACAAACAGAGCAGAGCAUGACAGAAUGGCCAGACAGUGGACCAAGAGAUAUGCCACAUAGGAAACUGCUGUAGAACAUGCUGGACCUGUGCAAGCACAUUCACUAAGUGCAUCAGUAACCCUCCCUUUUAAUUUUUAUUAAAUUUUGAAGUAUUUUGUGAUAAAGUCGAUUAUACUUCCCCUUCCCCUUUCCCUUUUUAUUUUAUUAUUUUAUUUUAUUUUAUUUUUCUGCUGAACUUGAAAAAUGUAUCUUUAAAAUACAGAUUGGGAAUUUGGGUUACAGUGCAAGGAAUGUUGAAUCUGUAAUAGUAUAGAGCUUUGUCACAAAGCUUUGUAUUAAUGUACUUUUUCUUUUGUGUGUUUUGGGAAAAGCAAGCAAACUCAGAACUAUAUAUUGUUUCUACUUAAAUGUAGUGUUUAGAAGAUUUUUUUUUUUUACGGAAGUCUCUAAUGGUGGGUGCAUGUUACUGGGAACAGGUUUUCUAUAAAAAGCAUAAAAUCAAGAAUCACUGUGCAUUAUUAAGACUAUGUUUUAACACAAGGCUACUGGAUUGAACCAGGUGAUAUGUAUUUUGAUUUACUUAUAUUAAAAAGUGCUUGUAAAUUUCUUAGGGACCUGCCACUUUUGAUUACAGAUUAGUUGAUGUACACUUGUAUUAUUAAAACACUCAAUAAAAACACUGUGGCUAAUAAUAUGCAUUUCUUGUAAGGGAGUGCUUUUGCUCCUUGUGGAAUAGAUCCAAAUUGGCCCUGCAUUUAUCUGAGCCUAGAUAUAACUAAAGGGUGUUUCAUUUGUGCUUUCUUUUGAGCUACUCAUUUUUUGAAGAUAAAACUCCGGUGUUGGCAUUUGCAGACUCAUCGUAGAAAAUUAUCUCACAAGCAAAUUCUUAAAUGUGUAUUUUGUUACAACUCCUGGUUAAUUUUACGGAGUUGCUUAAAAGUCAGUGAACCGUUUUGAAUUUUCAAUAUUUCUGCAUAAAUAUGACCUAAAACAUGGUCUGUUCUGCACACAAGUCCUAAAUUAGAUAAAGAGAACCCAAUUAAACAAAUGAGUCAAAAACAUUAUACUGGUUCAUUGAUUUAUUAAGGAAAAUGAUCCAAAGCUACAGAUUUGUGCCUGGCAAAAGUAUAUGAACCUCUAGGAUUAUCAGUUCAUUUGAAGGGGAAAUUAGAGUCAGGUGUUUCAUUCAAUGGGAUGAUAAUCAGGUGGGAGUGUGGGAAGUCCUUCCUUAUUUAAAGAAUAGAAUUCUGGGUAUUCACUAUCUGAUCUUCACAACACAGAUAUGUGGAAGUGUGCAUGGUUCAAACAAAGGAGAUUUAUGAGGACCUCUGAAAAACAGUGGUUGAUACUCACCAGACUGGAAAAGGUUACAAAACUAUUUCCAAAGAAUUUGGACUCCACCAGUCCACUGUCAGGCAGAUCGUGUACAAAUGGAGGCCAUUCAAAAUUGUUACCCUGCCCAGGGGUGGUCAAUCAAGCAAGAUCACACUAAGAGCAAGGCACGUAAUAUUCUGGGAGGUCUCAAAGAAUUUCAGGAUAAUGUGUAAGGAACUAAAGGCCUCUCUUGCAUUGGCAAAUUUCAAUACCAUCAGUAAAACACCAAGCUGUAAUGGUAUGCAUGUCAGGGUUGCAAGGAGAAAGCCACUACCCUUCAAAAAGAACAUUGCUGCCUGUCUACAGUUUGCAAAGACCACGUAGAUAAGUCAGAAGGCUAUUGGAAGAAUGUUCUGUGGACAGGUAAGACCAAAAGAGAACUUUUGGGCUUGAAUGGAAAGCAUUAUGUUUGGGAAAAGGCAAACAGUGCAUUCCAGCAUAAGAACUUUAUCCUGUCUGUAAAAAAUCAUGGUGGCUGUAUCAAGGUUUGGGCCUGCUCUGCUGACUCUGGAUCAGGAUGGCUUGCCAUCACUGAUGAAACUAUGAAUUCUGAAUUGUACUGGCAAAUUGUAC